Molecule: messenger RNA, 2553 nt
Organism: Cynocephalus volans (Philippine flying lemur)
Lineage: Eukaryota; Metazoa; Chordata; Mammalia; Dermoptera; Cynocephalidae
Gene: ESPN
Product: espin
Exons: 13
Coding region: 1-2553 (850 amino acids)
Biological process (GO): actin filament bundle assembly
Cellular component (GO): cytoplasm
Molecular function (GO): actin filament binding
Source: RefSeq, a predicted model, not a curated record
AUGGCCCUGGAGCAGGUGCUGCAGGCGGCGCGGCAGGGCGAGCUGGACGUGCUGAGGUCCCUGCACGUCGCCGGCCUGCUGGGGCCCUCGCUGCGCGACCCGCUGGACGCGCUGCCCGUGCACCACGCGGCCCGCGCCGGCAAGCUGCACUGUCUGCGCUUCCUGGUGGAGGAGGCGGCCCUGCCCGCCGCGGCCCGCGCGCGCAACGGCGCCACGCCGGCCCACGACGCCGCCGCCACCGGCCACCUCGCCUGCCUGCAGUGGCUGCUCUCGCAGGGGGACUGCAGAGUGCAGGACAAAGACAAUUCUGGUGCCACAGUUCUGCAUCUGGCUGCCCGCUUCGGCCACCCCGAGGUGGUGAACUGGCUGCUGCAUCAUGGCGGUGGGGACCCCACCGUGGCCACAGACAUGGGCGCCCUGCCUGUCCACUAUGCUGCCGCCAAAGGAGACUUCCCCUCCCUGAGGCUUCUCAUCAGGCACUACCCUGAGGGAGUGAAUGCCCAAACCAAGAACGGUGCCACGCCCCUGUACCUGGCGUGCCAGGAGGGCCACCUGGAGGUGACGCAGUACCUGGUGCAGGAGUGCGGCGCGGACCCGCACGUGCGCGCCCACGACGGCAUGACCCCGCUGCACGCAGCGGCGCAGAUGGGCCACAGCCCGGUCAUCGUGUGGCUGGUGAGCUGCACCGACGUGAGCCUAUCGGAGCAGGACAAAGAGGGUGCCACGGCCAUGCACUUCGCGGCCAGCCGCGGCCACACCAAAGUGCUCAGCUGGCUCCUGCUGCACGGCGGCGAGAUCGCGGCAGACCUGUGGGGCGGGACCCCGCUGCACGACGCCGCCGAGAACGGGGAGCUGGAGUGCUGCCAGAUCCUGGUCGUGAACGGCGCGGAGCUGGACGUCCGCGACCGCGACGGGUACACGGCCGCCGACCUGUCGGACUACCACGGCCACAGCCACUGCACCCGCUACCUGCGCACCGUCGAGGACCUGAGCGUGGAGCACCGCGUGCUGUCCCGAGAUCCAUCCGCUGAGCUUGAGGCAAAGCAGCCCGACUCGGGCAUGUCCUCACCCAACACCACCAUGUCGGUCCAGCCGCCAAACUUUGACCUCAGCUCACCCACCAGCACCCUCUCCAACUACGACUCCUGCUCCUCCAGCCACUCAAGCAUCAAGGGCCAGCGCCCCCCACAUGGGCUUCCCAGCGCAAGAGCUACAGACAUACAGAGUUACAUGGACAUGCUGAACCCAGAGCUGGGCCUGCCUCAGGGCCAGAUAAGGAAACCCGCGCCAGGACUGCCACCGCCCAGCUUCCCUCCACCACCCCCGCCCCCAGGCACCCAACUGCCCCCACCCCCACCGGGCUACCCGGCUCCCAAGCCCCCCGUGGGUCUACAGGCAGCUGACAUCUACAUGCAAACCAAGAACAAACUCCGCCACGUGGAGACUGAGACCCUCAAGAAGGAGCCGAGCUCCCGCGACGGCUACAGCGGGCUGCGGAGGCAGGACUCCGGCCGCAAGCCCCGCGCCUUCGGCAAGCAGCCCAGCACGGGGGACUACUACCGCCAGCUGGGCCGCCGCCCCGGGGAGCCGCCGGCCGCUCGGCCCGGCAUGGCGCACAGCGAGGAGGUGCGUGCCCGCCAGCCCGCGCCCGCCGCUCGCCCGGGACCCGCCGCCGCCGCCCGCGUCUCACUCGCCGGCCCCUCCGCUCCCCCGCAGGCGGCGCCGCUCCCCGGGAGCCACGUGCACAACGGCUGCGCCGCCGACCCCAAGGCGUCCAGGGAGCUGCCGCCGCCGCCCCCACCGCCACCUCUGCCCGAGGCCCUGAGCUCGCCCCCGCCUGCCCCGCCUCUGCCCUCGGAGGGCACCGGCCCCGGCUGCGGGCAGCGACGCUCCUCCUCGUCCACCGGCAGCACCAAAUCUUUCAACAUGAUGUCCCCGACUGGCGACAACUCGGAGCUACUGGCUGAGAUCAAGGCGGGAAAGAGCCUGAAGCCAACGCCACAGAGUAAGGGGCUGACCACAGUGUUCUCAGGCAGCGGGCAGCCGGCCUCCCAGCCUGACUCGCCACUGCCGUCGGUGUCGCCAUCACCAGCCCGGAGCCCCACCCCACCAGCCACGGGGCCCCAGCCGCUGCUCAACGGCAGCGUGGCACCGGCGCCGCCCGCCACCCCUGCGCCUGGCGUGCCACUCGACGUGGAGGCUCUUGUCCCCACGCACGACGAGCAGGGCCGGCCGAUCCCGGAGUGGAAGCGCCAGGUGAUGGUGCGGAAGCUGCAGCUGAAGAUGCAGGAGGAGGAGGAGCAGAGGCGGAAGGAGGAGGAGGAGGAGGCGCGGCUGGCCAGCAUGCCUGCCUGGCGGCGGGACAUCCUGCGGAAGAAGCUGGAAGAGGAGAGGGAGCAGAAGCGGAAAGAGGAGGAGCGACAGAAGCAGGAGGAGAUGCAGCGGGAGAAAGAGCAGUCGGAGAAGCUGCGGACUCUGGGCUACGAUGAGACCAAACUGGCGCCCUGGCAGCGACAGGUUAUCCUGAAGAAGGGGGACAUUGCUAAGUACUAG